UUAACUCACACAUAAAGAGUUUCAUUAGGAGUUCAGGAUCAAUCUCUACACACCACUGUCAGAGGUCUGGAGCAUCUGAGGUGUGGACAUCUUCAGAAAGACAGUCAAACAUUCAGAGAUGAAUUUCAGAUUCCAGAUUCCUGCUCAGAUUGCCACUUUAUUUCUGCUACAACACUCCUUCACAGUUGAGGCAUUAGGAGUACCUGGAUCGAGAUGCCUGUGCCCUGUAUCUGUUAAAGCCGUACGUCCGAAGAUCAUCAAGAACUUCCAUAUAAUUCCAAAAUCAACUGAUUGCAGCAAGACUGAAGUUAUAUUAACCGUGACUCAAGGAAACAAAGAAAUGGAUGUCUGUGUGUGUCCAGACAAGAGGCAGGGCAUCAAACUGCAGAGGUGUUGGGAAAGAAUUCAGAAUGAUCCAAAGAAGAAGAACAAAUGUAUUUGGAGACUAUCAAAGAAAGGUCGAAAGGGGAGGAGGAGGAGGAGGAAGGGACGCAGAGGUGGAAAUCCACAGUCGACGCAUCAACUGCUUUAACUCUUUCCCAUCACACAGAUUGUUCUCAUCCAACACGUGUGACAGGUGGUGUCGACGCACGAAGCCACUCUGACUCCUAACACUGCUAACGAUGCCCAGUUCUGCUGUGCAGAUGAAUGCUGUUGGCCUUUGAUCAUUAAACCAUUCUUGCCCACUUGGUAACCUCAUUCACAACAUUAGCUUUAGAAUACAGUCUAUAAAACUAACCAAAAUGCAAGCCAUCCUUCACCUUGGUGAAUCAGACAUUGUAUAUACAAACUACCCACUGGUCAUAAUUUCAAACUGGCAAAAUAGUUUAGAUAUGGUUCUAGAGGAACCAACCUUGUGUGAUGGCAAAUGUGGUCUGUUCCACAUAGUUUUAAGAUUGCACACAUGGACAAACCAGAGAUAGAAUGGAAUACGCUCACUUUAUGUGCAUUUUCGAUCCCUGACUUGGAUUAUGGGCUGACCUGUUCCCAACACCGUUCUGAAAUGGUCACCAGUCAUGUAUAGUGGUUGUCUCCAGACAUUCCCACCACUGUGAUGAACAACUGACCAAAGAAUUGUGGUGAAAUUUGCCAACUAAAGCAGUCAAACACCACAUCUCCUUGCAGGAGUGCUGCAAGGGGUUCCAUCUCCUGUAGCUACAAGUGGGUCACCUAUCAUCUAAUGUAGCACAGAAAUACACGGCUAAACCCACAGGUUUACAGGAUAUUCAUUUUGUAAAUCUAUUUUGUUUCAUAAAAUGACUGAUGCUUUUGUUAUUUGACAAUAUGAUUAGUUUAGUAACUGAUUCCAAGAAAUGUACAAUUGUCUUUUAUAUAUUAGGAUUAAAAUUAAAUUAGAAGUUCAUGGUCACAUAAUAAAAAUAUAAAAAGCAAGAGUAAA
Molecule: messenger RNA, 1399 nt
Organism: Pristis pectinata (smalltooth sawfish)
Lineage: Eukaryota; Metazoa; Chordata; Chondrichthyes; Rhinopristiformes; Pristidae
Product: alveolar macrophage chemotactic factor 2-like
Exons: 5
Coding region: 119-532 (137 amino acids)
Biological process (GO): immune response
Cellular component (GO): extracellular region
Molecular function (GO): chemokine activity
Source: RefSeq, a predicted model, not a curated record